Molecule: messenger RNA, 1413 nt
Organism: Trichogramma pretiosum
Lineage: Eukaryota; Metazoa; Arthropoda; Insecta; Hymenoptera; Trichogrammatidae
Product: AMME syndrome candidate gene 1 protein homolog
Exons: 4
Coding region: 583-1212 (209 amino acids)
Source: RefSeq, a predicted model, not a curated record
CGAAAUACGCACCAACUACUGUCCUAAAAAGAUCUAUAGUUAGAAUUGUUCAUUCAUCGUUUUUAUUAUACAUGAAUUUUAACACGUGACUUAUUUUUGUUGGAAAUCGUAACAACCAUCGUUUCUCCAUUUGCUAAAUUUUUCAAUUUGGUUAAACCAGCAGUGGUUAGAGAACCAGCAAUGCGAGCAACGAGAGCAAAAGAGACGAAAGCAUAUAUUCGCGAGCGCCAACCAAUAGCAGCGCGCGAAAUCAAAAUGUCACGACAAUUAUCAACAAUUUCUGGAAAACAAAAAAGCGCGCAUUAAUGUUGCAUGCACAGAUGGGUCCCAGUCGCGGAGAGCAAUUGUCACACAACAAACACGAGUCGUUCGAUUUUUUAUAGGUGUCAAAGUCAGUGAAAUUCAAUGUUUUUGUUUUCUGUUCCCUCGUACUGUGCUUGUUUACAUUUUACGUGUGCUCUUGACGUGUCAGCAAACUCCAGUGGAUUUUGCUUUGUUGUUAUAAAAGCCACAAAACAAAAGAUUAUAAAUUAAAAUUCAUUCCUUCUAAUAAAGUUUGACUGAAACAGUAUCAAAGGUGCAAUGGCUUCUAGCUGCAGAAAAAACGCUUCUGGUGAAGAUACGGUCGUAGAUCCUAAAAUGGGUUAUUUUUGUUUUGAUGUGUUACAUGCCCAUCUUUAUCAUCAGGAACAACCAGAGCCUCCGAAUUUCUCAAAUAAGCCAUACCCACUUUUUGUCACAUGGAAGAUUGGUAGUGAUCAGCGAUUAAGAGGCUGCUUAGGAACAUUCAGCGCGUUACCACUUCAUGAAGGACUUCGAGAAUAUGCAGCUUCAAGUGCUUUCAAAGAUUCUCGGUUUAACCCAAUAACAAAAGAAGAAAUUCCUAGGCUUCAUGUUGGUAUAUCACUCUUACUGGACUUUGAAGAUGGACGUGAUUAUGCAGAUUGGACUGUAGGAUAUCAUGGUAUUCGAAUUGAAUUUAUAAGUGAGAAUGGCCAUAGAAAAACUGCAACUUAUUUGCCUGAAGUGGCUCAUGAACAAGGUUGGGAUCAUAUUCAAACUAUUGACUCUCUUCUACGUAAAGGAGGCUUCAAAGGUAACAUCACACCUGAUGUUAGAAAGAGCAUUAAAUUAACAAAAUACAGAAGUGAAAGAAUGUGUAUUAGUUAUGAGGACUAUAAAAACUAUUGGUGUAGUAGUAGGGAACGUUGAAAAACUCAGGACUCUAUAGAAGACUCUAAAUUAAUUAUCAUUGAUUCAUUUUGAAAAAACCUACUUAGAUAAGAAUAUGCAUUGUUUUAUAUAAUACUUUAUCUGACUUUUAAACAUAGAUUGACGCUGUAUACAUUUACAAUUUUUUUUCAAUUGUAAAAUACUAUGAGUGAUAUAACAAGUAUAAUGAGAAAAAAAUUA